This is a messenger RNA of Rotaria sp. Silwood2, 636 nucleotides long. Lineage: Eukaryota; Metazoa; Rotifera; Eurotatoria; Philodinida; Philodinidae. The record is from the annotation of a GenBank genome assembly.
AUGAUGUAUUACAAUAGUGUCUUUGUCACUCUUCUUAUUGUCAUAGCUAGUUUGGAUGGUAAACCAACAUCAUUACUUAAAAAUGAACCUGAACGUUGUUGUUUUCCAAAACAAUAUAGUUCAAAAAUUAUUAUAUCUGUUGGUUAUGCUUUGCCUGAUAGCGAAACAUAUAGUUCAUAUUCAUCUUAUAAUGUAACAUAUGAUGCAGAUCGUGGUAUGAUUGGAAUGAAAGGUUUAUCAAUAACAUUACCUGAUCAACAAAAGUCAAAUAUGUGGAUUAUCGAAAAUAUAAAGGAUGAAAUAAUGUAUACUAUUGAUCAAGAUUUAAAAACAUGUGUUCAAUCAAAACUGAUUUCUAGCACGGUUGUUUGUAUACCUGAUACUGCAGAAUAUUUUGGUUCAUCUAGAUAUGGAUAUGGUGAUAAGAAAAUUGUUGCUGAUACAUGGAUUAUCAAUAAUAAUAGAAAUCUUAAUUAUGUAACAGUUAGUCGUGAUGGCCUUUGUGUUCCAUUAACUGGAAACAUUUUUGCUCGAACACCAGCUGGAGUAAGUACAAUGACAACAACAGAUUUUGCACCAGAAAUCGAUGAUCCACGUGUAUUCGAUAUGCCAGAUGAAUGUAAAAAGCUGAAUUAA